Molecule: messenger RNA, 1885 nt
Organism: Acomys russatus (golden spiny mouse)
Lineage: Eukaryota; Metazoa; Chordata; Mammalia; Rodentia; Muridae
Product: cytidine monophosphate-N-acetylneuraminic acid hydroxylase
Exons: 14
Coding region: 86-1819 (577 amino acids)
Molecular function (GO): 2 iron, 2 sulfur cluster binding
Source: RefSeq, a predicted model, not a curated record
CUCCUCGCCUUCCUGGUAUGAGCAGAAGAGCCACAGAAGUAGACGGAACAUCCGCAGUUGCUUAAAAACACCCAGGAGUUGACAGAUGAUGGACAGGAAACAGACAGCCGAGACCCUGAUGUCCCUGUCACCUGCUGAAGUUGCCAACCUCAAAGAAGGAAUCAAUUUUUUCCGAAAUAAGACUACUGGCAAAGAGUACAUCUUGUACAAGGAGAAUGGCCACGUAAAGGCAUGCAAGAACCUCUGCAAGCACCAAGGAGGCCUGUUCAUGAAAGAUAUCGAAGAUUUACGUGGAAGGUCCGUUAAAUGCACCAAGCACAACUGGAAGUUAGACGUGAGCACCAUGAAAUACCUCAACCCUCCAGGAAGCUUCUGUCAGGAUGAGCUGGUUGUCGAGAUGGAUGGAAACAAUGGGCUUUUCCUUGUAGAACUGAACCCUCCUAACCCCUGGGACUCUGACCCCAGGACUCCUGAAGAGUUAGCUUUUGGGGAAGUUCAGAUAACCUAUCUCACGCAUGCCUGCAUGGACCUCAAGUUGGGAGACAAGCGGAUGGUGUUUGACCCAUGGCUAGUUGGCCCUGCUUUUGCCCGAGGAUGGUGGCUGCUACAUGAGCCUCCACCUGACUGGCUGGAGAGGCUGUGCAAGGCAGACCUCAUUUACAUCAGUCACAUGCACUCAGACCACCUGAGUUACCCAACACUGAAGCAGCUUUCCCAGAGGCGACCAGACAUUCCUGUUUAUGUUGGUGACACAGAGAGGCCUGUGUUCUGGAAUCUGGAUCAGAGUGGCGUCCGGUUAACUAACAUCAACGUGGUUCCAUUUGGGAUGUGGCAGCAGGUAGACAAAAAUCUCCGGUUCAUGAUCUUGAUGGACGGCAUUCACCCCGAGAUGGACACAUGCAUCAUUGUGGAGUACAAAGGUCAUAAAAUACUCAACACAGUGGACUGCACUAGACCCAACGGGGGAAGGCUGCCUGAGAAAGUGGCUCUGAUGAUGAGUGAUUUUGCUGGAGGAGCAUCAGGCUUUCCAAUGACUUUCAGUGGUGGAAAAUUUACUGAGGAAUGGAAAGCCCAGUUCAUUAAAGCGGAAAGAAGAAAGCUGCUGAACUACAAAGCUCAGCUGGUGAAGGACCUGCAGCCCCGAAUCUACUGUCCGUUUGCUGGGUACUUCGUGGAGUCUCACCCAUCUGACAAGUAUAUUAAGGAGACGAACAUCAAAAAUGACCCAAAUCAGCUCAACAAUCUCAUCAAGAAAAACUCUGACGUGGUGACAUGGACGCCACGACCUGGAGCUACCCUUGACCUGGGCAGGAUGCUGAAGGACCCAACGGACAGCAAGGGCAUCGUGGAGCCUCCAGAAGGGACGAAAAUUUACAAGGAUUCCUGGGACUUUGGCCCAUACCUGCAGAUCUUGAAUUCUGCUGUCGGAGAUGAAAUCUUCCUUCACUCAUCCUGGAUAAAAGAGUACUUCACUUGGGCUGGAUUUAAGAAUUACAACCUGGUGGUCAGGAUGAUUGAAACAGACGAAGACUUCAGCCCCUUUCCUGGAGGGUAUGACUACCUGGUGGACUUCCUAGAUUUGUCUUUUCCAAAAGAAAGGCCUAGCCGGGAGCAUCCCUAUGAAGAGAUCCGCAGCCGCGUGGAUGUCAUCAGGCAUGUGGUGAAGAAUGGCCUGCUGUGGGAUGACCUGUACAUCGGAUUCCAGACCAGACUACAGCGGGAUCCGGACACAUACCAUCAUCUGUUUUGGAAUCAUUUUCAGAUAAAACUCCCUCUAACACCACCCAACUGGAGGUUAUUCCUGAUGCACUGUGGUUAAACUGAGCCUGGCAUGCCCCACGUAAGUGCCAUGUGGAGCUGGUAGACUCUAGCCAUGUAUCUUAUG